AUGCAGGCGCCGGGCGUGCGCACAGCAUGCACUGGGACAGGCUGGGGUGGUCCCCGGGCCCGCUGCGCGCAUGGGUCGCCCCCGGGGCCGCGCUUGGGCCCGCGGAGCGAGCAGGGCCGCGGAGACGGCCGCUGCGAGCGCUACCUCCUGGAGGCGGCCAACACGAGCGCCGGCGCCGCGCCCGCUGCGCUCAGCUGUGCCGACCCCCUCGCCGCCUUCCCCAACCGCUCGGCGCCCCUCGUGCCCUGCCGCGGCGGCUGGCGCUACGCACAGUCCCACGCCACCAUCAUCAGCGAGUUUAACCUGGUGUGUGUCAAUGCUUGGAUGCUGGACUUCACUCAAGCCAUCCUGAACCUCGGCUUCCUUGCUGGAGCAUUCACCUUAGGCUAUGCAGCAGACAGGUAUGGCAGAAUAGUCAUUUACUUAAUAUCCUGUUUUGGCGUUGGCCUCACCGGUGUCGUGGUGGCCUUUGCACCAAAUUUCCCUGUGUUUGUGAUCUUCCGCUUCUUACAAGGAGUCUUUGGAAAGGGGACAUGGAUGACUUGCUAUGUGAUUGUCACAGAAAUAGUUGGUUCAAAACAAAGGAGGAUUGUGGGAAUAGUGAUUCAGAUGUUCUUCACUCUGGGCAUCAUAAUUCUUCCUGGAAUUGCCUACUUUAUCCCCAACUGGCAAGGGAUCCAGCUGGCCAUAACGCUGCCCAACUUUCUCUUCCUCCUUUAUUACUGGGUGGUUCCUGAGUCCCCCCGCUGGCUCAUCACUCGGAAGAAAGGGGAGAAAGCAUUAAAAAUUCUGAGGAGCAUCGCGAAGUGCAAUGGGAAAUAUCUCUCCUCAAGCUACUCAGAGAUCACUGUUACAGAUGAGGAAGUUAGUAACCCAUCCUUUUUAGAUCUGGUGAGAACUCCCCAAAUGAGGAAGUGCACACUUAUACUUAUGUUUGCUUGGUUCACAAGCGCCGUGGUGUAUCAAGGACUGGUCAUGCGCCUGGGCAUUAUUGGUGGCAACCUCUACAUCGACUUUUUUAUCUCGGGAGUUGUGGAGCUGCCUGGGGCCCUCUUGAUUUUACUAACCAUCGAGCGAGUUGGACGCCGCCUCCCCUUUGCAGCAAGCAAUAUAGUGGCAGGAGUGGCGUGCCUCAUCACUGCUUUCUUACCAGAAGGGAUACCAUGGUUGAGGACCACAGUUGCUACACUAGGACGACUAGGGAUAACCAUGGCCUUUGAAAUUGUUUAUUUGGUAAAUUCAGAAUUGUACCCAACAACAUUACGAAAUUUUGGUGUUUCACUGUGUUCAGGUUUGUGUGAUCUGGGGGGGAUCAUAGCCCCAUUUCUGCUCUUUCGACUCGCAGCCGUUUGGCUAGAACUACCUCUUAUCAUCUUUGGUAUCCUGGCAUCUCUCUGUGGUGGCCUUGUCAUGCUUUUGCCUGAAACCAAGGGUAUUGCUUUGCCAGAGACAGUGGACGACGUAGAAAAACUUGGCAGAUCGUAUUCCUAUAAAUGUGGCAGGAAAAAGAAAAGCCAGGUUCCCAGUUCUCACUUUUGA
Messenger RNA from Orycteropus afer afer, 1539 nucleotides. It is a transcript of the gene SLC22A3, whose product is annotated as solute carrier family 22 member 3. Gene Ontology annotation, biological process: transmembrane transport. NCBI's taxonomy places the organism in Eukaryota, Metazoa, Chordata, Mammalia, Tubulidentata, Orycteropodidae. Gene Ontology annotation, cellular component: membrane. Gene Ontology annotation, molecular function: transmembrane transporter activity. Bases 1 to 1539 code for a protein of 512 amino acids. The record is from RefSeq and is a predicted model, not a curated record. The transcript is spliced from 12 exons.